Moneuplotes crassus is the source of this 1468-nucleotide messenger RNA. NCBI's taxonomy places the organism in Eukaryota, Ciliophora, Spirotrichea, Euplotida, Euplotidae. The record is from the annotation of a GenBank genome assembly.
UGAAAAUAAAAUAAUGGAAAGUUUAGACUCAAAGAUAGUCCCAGACCACAUAAAUAGUGAGGAUGAAGAGGAUGAGUUCAGCUAUAAUGCUCAACAAAGAAGCUCUAAGCUGAAGAAGAUGUUAUUGUCUCCUGAGCCAAUGUCUCAAAGAUCAGAUACUCAGAUAGAAGAACUUUGCCUCCUAUUAGCUGCUGAUUAUCAAAUCUUUGCAAAGCUAAGAGAGAAGGAUAAAGAUCUUACAUCUCUAGUAAAAACAUUGUCAAUGGAAAGUUAUGACUCGAAUUCCCGCAUCUUACAGCCAGGCGAUACCAAUAUACAGUAUGUAUAUAUUGUGAUAGAUGGAUUUCUAAGUGUUUACACAAAGCCAUCUCCAAGCUCACUUCCACUUUCCGAUUUCAACAGCUACAAAGACGAAGACAAUGUUGAAUGGCAGAGAAUUGAUAGUUUAAUAGCAAAAGACGUUUUCGGUGAACUAUAUCUUCUCUAUGACAUUCCUUGCCAGGUCCUCAUAAGAACAGAAGGAAGGAGCAACCUGAUAAAGAUCCCUAAAGAGGCCUUCGAAGAGUACAUUAAGGAAUAUUAUCUGGAAAGCAUGGAAAAUAUGAUAGAGUUUUAUCGAGAUCUUCUCUUUGGAGAUAAAAUUGAACUUAAGCAUCUCCUUCCCUUAGCUGGAGUCACUCAAAUGAGAAAGGUACAGGCUAAUGUAGUCCUGGUCAAGCAAGGAGAGAAAGCCAAGUAUAUUUAUUUUAUUAAAAGUGGGAUUACUAAAGUGAUGAGAGAAGUACCAUUUAUUAAAGAAGUUGAUGAAUAUAGUAAACAUGAAGCUGAAAGUUUCUAUAAGGAUCCUACCUAUGAAGAUUAUAACUGCCAUAAUGUAAAGAAUAGGCUUUUGGAAGUUGAUAAAUUAGGGAGAUUCUGUUCGUUUGGAGAUAGAGAUUUCCCUCCUCCUAAGUACACUGAAUGAUAUGAACCAUUCACAGUUGUAUCAUUUAUCCCAUGAGAACUUUACUUUGUUGAAAGAGAUGUCUUACUCCAAUUGUUGCCAAAGAACAUUUCUCUUGAUUUGAAAUCCUUCCCAAAUGAUUUCAAUUUACGUAAAUAGGUACUAUGAACAGAAAAGUUGGAAGGUAUUUAAAAACAAAGUUUUCCAAUCUCUUUUAAGCCCGAAACAGCCUAAAAAUAUUUACAAAAAGAAGCCUAAGUACUUAAGUCCUGGAAAAGAUGAUCUCAAACUUCCUAAAUUGUCAACUCCAAAGCAGAAAGAGUCAAAAGAGAUGACUGUAAACAUUAAAAAGCCCAAGAUGAGCUUCUUUAAGAAUAGGGUUUAUCAAACGAAACGAAGUUAAAUUUAGCCUGAUAAUAUUCUUCUAGCUUGACUUAGUAGCCUGUUUAUAUUCUAUUCUAAAGAAAUUCCAUGAGAAUAACAAGGGGUUAACAUGAGCACUAAAGCUAAGAAAAUUAUUUAUUA